AUGUUACAUCCCAGCAUUUCAAAACAACAUGCUGCUCUACAAUUCAGAUUUACUAAGGGGAAGGAGCGAUUAUAUGUUAUUGAUCUCGAAUCGACCAAUGGAACUUAUCUCAAUGGAAACAAAAUUGAGACCCGGAGGUACUACGAGCUUCGUGAAAGGGAUGUCUUAAAAUUUGGCUACUCCUCUCGUGAAUAUGUUGUCAUGCUAGAUACAGCUGGCUCUGAGGAAGAAGAUGAUGUCAAGUAA
Rodentolepis nana is the source of this 246-nucleotide messenger RNA. The record is from the annotation of a GenBank genome assembly. Lineage: Eukaryota; Metazoa; Platyhelminthes; Cestoda; Cyclophyllidea; Hymenolepididae.